AGGGGCGGGGCCGGCCCGGGAGUGCGCGGGGCGUUCCGGUUCCGGGCGGCGCGGGGUCGCCAUGGCGAGCAACGCCGCCAGCCUGAAUGCCGUGAGGGAGACCAUGGAUGUUCUGUUUGAGAUUUCAAGAAUAUUAAACACUGGCUUGGAUAUGGAGACAUUGUCUAUUUGUGUGCGGCUUUGUGAACAAGGGAUAAAUCCAGAAGCAUUAUCAUCUGUUAUUAAAGAACUUCGUAAGGCUACAGAAGCUCUAAAGGCUGCUGAAAAUAUGACAGGCUGACAUGGAAGAACAUCUCUGCAUGAGAAGCAUGCCAAGUUAAAAUUAACAGGAGCUCUGAAGAUUGCCACUAUUAAGAAAAAAAAAAAGAAAGGAGUGUAUGUGAAGGUUUCAGAGUAUUACUGUAAUGUUUUUCAAAAGAAUGGUGUAUAUUACAGCUUUGAAAAGUUUUCAAUAAGUUCACUAGUAAUAUUAUUACUUGGUAUUUUUGUGAACUGUUUGUGAGUAUUGUGCAACUGCUCUUCUUUGGCAUCCUAUACUUCUAAAAUCAUGCCAGAUAUUGUACAUUUGUUGAAUUUAAUGUGCACCAACAGAUCUUUUUAUAAUGAGUGUAGCUUUGUUAUUGCAUCCUUUAGAAGUGCUAGUAUAUUCUGGGUUUUAUCUCUUGCUUUGAUGAAAAACUACAUGUACAGUUUUAGUCUUGCUUUAUGGUCCAGAUAAGAAUGAAGCCCAUACUAACUUUAUUUUAGAGGAAGGGCAGUAACUUAAGUCUUAAGCUGAAAGUAAUAAAUAAAGCAUUUUUUAAAUAA
Molecule: messenger RNA, 807 nt
Organism: Corvus hawaiiensis (hawaiian crow)
Lineage: Eukaryota; Metazoa; Chordata; Aves; Passeriformes; Corvidae
Gene: MZT1
Product: mitotic spindle organizing protein 1
Exons: 3
Coding region: 62-280 (72 amino acids)
Biological process (GO): microtubule nucleation by interphase microtubule organizing center; mitotic spindle assembly; gamma-tubulin complex localization
Cellular component (GO): gamma-tubulin ring complex; spindle; centrosome
Source: RefSeq, a predicted model, not a curated record